Molecule: messenger RNA, 2982 nt
Organism: Lodderomyces elongisporus
Lineage: Eukaryota; Fungi; Ascomycota; Pichiomycetes; Serinales; Debaryomycetaceae
Gene: ISM1
Product: isoleucine--tRNA ligase
Exons: 1
Coding region: 1-2982 (993 amino acids)
Biological process (GO): mitochondrial translation; isoleucyl-tRNA aminoacylation
Cellular component (GO): mitochondrion
Molecular function (GO): aminoacyl-tRNA deacylase activity; tRNA binding; isoleucine-tRNA ligase activity
Source: RefSeq, a predicted model, not a curated record
AUGCCCGGACAAGUUUAUACUAAAGCGGUGCGACGAUUUAGCAAGGCUCCUCGUUGUCUCGAGGGUAAACCUGGCUAUUCCAAAACUUUGAAUCUUCCGAAAACUGCUUUUGGUCCAAAGAUCCCUCGCGAUAAAGUUAGGGACCAGCUUAUAAAAGCUACUAGUGAAGACUUGUAUAAAUGGCAAGAAUCAAGAGACAGCAAUAGUACAAAUGGCGAGUUUAUACUACAUGAUGGUCCACCAUAUGCAAAUGGUGACUUGCACAUGGGUCAUGCGUUGAAUAAGAUUUGUAAAGAUAUAAUCAACCGUUUUCAGUUGAUAUAUAAUGGCAAAAAGAUCAAGUAUCAACCAGGUUGGGAUUGUCAUGGACUUCCAAUUGAAAUGAAAGUUGAAAACCAAUUAAGCAAUGCACAGUUCAAAGACCCUGUGGAAACAAGACGAGCGUGUAAAGAAUGGGCACAGGCACAGAUUGAAAAUCAAAAAAGUCAGUUUCGCCAAUUGGCCAUAAUGACGGACUUUGACAAACCCUACAUAACAAUGCAACACAAGUAUGAGAUAAACCAGUUGCGCGUUUUUAUCAAGUUGGCUGAACUCGGACUCUUGUCUCAACAGUUGAAACCUGUUUGGUGGGGCUGUGAAACACAAACUGCCUUGGCGGAGGCAGAAUUGGAGUACAAUGAUAAUCACAAAUCUGUGGCCAUAUAUGUCAAAUUCCCAAUAGUGAGUGAAGGUUUAAAAAAAUAUAUUCCUGAAAAACACCAGGAACAGGGGAAAAAUUUGCAUUUUUUAAUUUGGACUUCGACACCAUGGACUAUACCAGCAAACAAGGCAAUUUGUGCUAAUAAAGAUGUCAUGUACACAUUGAUUACCAGCGAUAAAGAGGUGUUGGUAGUUGCUGAGAACUUGGCGGAUACCGUGAUUGAGUUGGCACCUGAUUCAAACUUUCAAAAAACAAAUGUACAGAUUCCAGGCUCGGAACUUGUUGGUGAACAAUACAUUAACCCAGCUAAUGAAGAUAAUGUCAAAAGACCUGUUUUACAUGGUGAUCACGUGGUUGUCACCACGGGUACGGGACUUGUACAUACAGCACCUGCACAUGGACGCGACGACUAUCUUGUAGCAAAGCAUAACAAUAUCAGCCUUGAGGAGUCUAUAGUGAAUAAUCAAGGAAGGUACGUUGAAGGGAAGAAUAGUGGCUUGCCUCCAGGAUUUGCAAAGUUGGCAUCACACAAGGUGAAUGAAGUCAAGACUAAUAUGCAAUGUGUCGAGAUUAUGAAACUGCAUAACAUGAUCUACCAUAUGAACAAAAGCUUCAAGCAUUCAUAUCCUUAUGACUGGAGAUCUCUGACACCCGUGGUCCAAAGAGCUACCCCACAAUGGUUUGUUAACGUGGAAAAAAUCAAACCAGAAGCGUUGAAAGCAUUAGAGAAUGUUGAAUUUUCGCCAGCCGGAGGAUACAGCAGAUUGAAAGCAUUUGUAGAGAAUAGGUCUGAAUGGUGCAUCUCUAGACAAAGGUGUUGGGGUGUACCUUUACCCAUAGUCUACAAUAUUCAAACUAAUGAGCCAGUUUUGGAUCUUGAAGUUCUCGAGUACACUGUUGGCAAGAUUGCAGAAUUUGGCACAGAUGAAUGGUUUGUUAAAGAAAAUGAUAUUGGUCGCUGGCUUCCAGACAAAUUGGACGGUACCAAAUAUUACAAGGGACAAGAUACGAUGGAUGUUUGGUUUGAUUCUGGUACUUCAUGGUCGACUUUGAGAAAUGACAUUAAAGAGUGCAACGAUGUUGACGCCCCAUUAGCUGAUAUAUAUCUUGAAGGUAGUGAUCAACAUCGCGGUUGGUUCCAGUCAUCACUUCUCAACAAGAUAAUCUAUUCUGGAGUUGUUCGCAAAGGAGUAGACGUUUUUGAUGCAAAAGCGCCUUUCAAAACAGUUAUCACACAUGGCUUCAUAACUGAUGGAAAGGGCCAAAAGAUGUCAAAAUCGAAAGGCAAUAUAUUUUCGCCCAAAGAAGCAAUUGAAGGGUGUAAGAAACCAUUAACGCCAUAUUUAGGUACCGAUGGGUUGAGAUUAUGGGUGGCAUCUUCCAAUUACAAACAAGAUGUCAGUUUCAACCCAGAAAUUCUCAAUAGAGUUUCCGAUAUGGGUAAGAAAUAUCGUCUCACUUUUAAAUACAUCUUGGGAAAUCUUUAUGGAUUCAAGGAGGAGCAGGAGAAGGAGGGUUUAGCAAGCAACUAUGACUUGUCAUUACUUGAUAGGUAUGUUUUGCAUACAUUGUACACUUUGCAGCAGACCUGUUUUGAUAAUUAUAGCGAGUACAAUUUUUCAAGGGUGGUUAGUUCCAUCAAUGCACAUGUCAAUUCGGUUUUGAGUGCAUUAUACUUUGACGUCAGCAAAGAUUGUCUUUAUACCGAUGCGUCAGACUCUCCUAGACGGAAGGCUAUCCAGUUUGUCUUGAAUGAGACUUUGAAGUGUUAUAUUCUAGCAUUGGCACCAAUACAACCAUUACUUGUGCAAGAAGUGUGGAGCCAACAUACAGGUCAAGAAGAUGCGUCGCCAUUUAAGCAACAGCAAGGGUAUUUCAAAGUUCUGCAAAAGUAUGAGAACCAUGAGUUGGCUGAACAGUUCAACACCUUUUUCAAUUUGAGGGACCUUGUGAACAAAGAGAUUGAAAUGUUGAAGGAGAAUAAAUUCUUCAAGAACAAGUUAGAGUUGGAGCUUCAAUUUUACAUUGAUGACAAGAGCUCUAGCAUGCACGGAUUUUUGAAACAAGUAGAGACAUACCUUGAAGACCUCUUCUUGGUUUCCAAGGUUUCUCUUUUAAAUGAACCAAUUGAUGGUGAUAUGGUUCCAAUUGAAAUCAAGGGAGAGAAGAUUCUGUUAAAUAUUACAUUAUCCGAUCAACACAAAUGUCCUAGGUGCUGGAAGUUCAUUGCAGAUGAAGAAGAAACCCUUUGUAAAAAAUGUGAUAGUGUUGUAAACACAUAA